CACGUCCCUUGUAUCUUUGUUUUAUUGCAGGAGACCCCAACAAAUGGAAAACAAAUUAACUUAAGCCUAGGGGAGGCUGGUGACAUCUGAAAGAGGGGAAAGUGGGGGAGCUCUGCUCCCUGCUUUCAGUCUGAUCUAUUGGGAGUACCUUUUGGAGCAUGUCUGCUACUUAGCAGGGAACUGAAAUUCAGGCAGAAGAGAUUGUAAACUUAAAUUGUGAAUAUGGGUGAAAAGAAACCAGAACCUCUAGACUUCGUGAAAGAUUUUCAGGAAUACCUUACCCAGCAGACUCACCACGUAAAUAUGAUUUCUGGGUCAGUUAGUGGAGACAAGGAAGCAGAGACUCUUCAGGGAGCUGGGACAGAAGGUGAUCAGAAUGGGCUAGAUCAUCCUUCUGUUGAAGUUUCACUGGAUGAAAACUCAGGAAUGUUAGUGGAUGGGUUUGAAAGGACAUUUGAUGGAAAGUUAAAGUGUCGAUAUUGCAACUACGCCAGCAAAGGAACAGCACGGCUCAUAGAGCAUAUCAGAAUUCAUACAGGGGAGAAGCCGCACAGAUGCCAUUUGUGUCCAUUUGCAUCAGCUUACGAACGUCACCUGGAAGCUCACAUGAGAUCGCAUACUGGUGAAAAACCAUACAAAUGUGAAUUGUGUUCCUUCCGCUGCAGUGACAGAAGCAACUUAUCUCAUCACCGUAGGCGUAAACAUAAAAUGGUGCCUAUCAAGGGUACAAGGUCUUCCCUAAGCAGCAAGAAAAUGUGGGGGGUUUUGCAGAAGAAGACCAGCAAUUUGGGGUACAGCAGAAGAGCAUUAAUUAAUUUGAGUCCACCUUCCAUGGUGGUUCAGAAACCAGACUACCUUAAUGAUUUCACUCAUGAAAUCCCAAAUAUCCAGACUGAAGCAUAUGAGAGUAUGACAAAACCAACCCAGAGCAGUGGGUUGCCAAGAGAUCCGCAAGACCUUAUGGUAGAUAAUCCCUUAAAUCAGCUGUCUACAUUAGCCGGGCAGUUAUCUAGCUUGCCACCUGAAAACCAGAAUCCAGCCUCUCCUGAUGUUGUCUCCUGUCAAGAUGAAAAGCCUUUUAUGAUACAACAGCCUGCCGCGCCUGCAGUAGUUUCAGCUGUGUCAACAAGUAUUCCUCAAAGUUCAUCUCCAACCAGCCCAGAUCCUCGGCCUACACACAAUCAAAGGAACUAUAGUCCGGUGGCAGGUCCAAGCAGUGAUCGCAGCGCCCACACCAGUACUCCCAGUAUAAGUAACAGUCAACCAAGUACUCCAGCUCCAACCCUUCCGGUUCAGGACCCUCAGCUUCUGCAUCACUGCCAGCACUGUGACAUGUAUUUUGCGGACAAUAUCCUUUAUACUAUUCACAUGGGCUGUCAUGGGUUUGAAAAUCCUUUUCAGUGCAACAUAUGUGGGUGUAAGUGUAAAAAUAAGUAUGACUUUGCUUGCCAUUUUGCAAGAGGCCAACAUAAUCAACAUUAACUGAGAACAUGCUUUCAUUUAGUUUUUUAACAUAUUACAGUAUAUUUUUCAUACUUGCUGAAGGAAAGCUUGCUCAUUUCCAUAAGGAAUCUUCACAUUAAGCAAUUGGACAAAGGACGCAAAUUUAUUUCUAUGCUGGUCAUAAAACUUGCCAGGGAAAUUUUUUGUAAGAUGUGGUCAUUUAUCUAUAGUCUUUCCAAAAAACUGGGAGUGCUCUAAGAAUUAGAAUGCAAUUACAUGUUUUGUUUGUUAAAUUUAAGUUGAUUGCACUUAAAAUAUGAAUAAACAUUCUAUAAAUGUAGAUGCAGAGUAUGUGUCCCGAAACAUAGGAUGCAAUUAUCAAACUAUUUACCAGGCAAGAUAAAAUACUGUAACCAUAAAAUGUGAAAGGUUAAUGCAAUGAAUGUAUGGUUACUUUGGAGACAUACUUAUCCUUAAAAACAUAGCUACUACCAAACUGGAAAAACAGACUUUCUAAGUUAGAAGCAACUUUCACGUACAAAUACAAUUGGAUUUAAAACUUACUUAAAUCUGGAAGGUUAAUAGUAAGUUUUUGCUUAGUAUAGUCUAAACUCUUCAUGUUAGGCCUCAAACACUACUUUAGCUGUUACUUUUAAAACUCGGCAGAAAACUAGAAGAUAACAUUUUGUGACUGAAUCUCUGGUAGGAAAAAAAGCAAAAAGAAUGGGAAAGACAUACUUGCUUGUCAGUCACUAAUUAUGUAAAAGAAAAAUUAAACACGACACCUUAUUUUAAACUGUUUACCGAAUAG
Struthio camelus australis is the source of this 2254-nucleotide messenger RNA. The record is from RefSeq and is a predicted model, not a curated record. Lineage: Eukaryota; Metazoa; Chordata; Aves; Struthioniformes; Struthionidae.